AUUUCUAGAAGAAGCAUACUCUGCAUUUUCAAGCUGAUUUAUGGAGUGGGUCUUCAAGCACUCAGAAAACUUUUCUUGGAGAUGAAUCCAUCAUGGACAAAUCAACCUUCAGAUGCAGCUGCCUUUGACAGAGGAAAGAUGAAGCUUAACAAAGAAGAAGAAAAUGUUUUUAACAGUGGCAACAUUGACAAAUGGGACUUCUCGUUAAUCACAACUGCACUUCUCUUCUCAAAGACUUGUGUCUUCGAAAUGAGCAAGAGACCUGGCUAUAAUAUUGCCUUGCAAGAGCUAAAGAAGAUUCGAAACAAAUUGCUGGGACAUCCCUCUACAGAUGGGAUGAGUGAUGAUGAUUUCAACAUCUUCUGGCCUCAACUCUCUGCCCAUUUUGUUACACUUGGCGCUGAUCCCGUUGAGAUUGCAGAUAUAAAAAUUCAGUCAGGUACAUUACUUCUAGCGUUCAAAUAAGAACGGUCGUCGAGCCAUCUAACUAAUAAAUAGCAUUUCAUUUCAGUUGAGGCUUGGUUAAAGCAAAGUUAAGGCAUUUCAUACCUUUGGCAUACAGUGUGCGUAAGUUCCAUCGAAAGAGUGAUGCGUAUACCAAAAUUUAAUCCCACAGUGAAUUUAAGAAUUCCCUUCUUUACCAUUCGUAGCUUCAAACGUAGUGUUUUAUUUUUCUGGAUUGGUACUUUUAAUACCUAUGUUUCUUCAGAACUCAGAGCAUCACCCAGCGGAAUAGUGAUCUGAAUUUUUCUUUAUUCGCAUGUAUCAUACAUUUAACAAUUAUUCUUUGAAAUCGAGGUGAAUAGUGGGUAAAUAUUCCCAAAGCCACUAUUCACCGAGAUUGAAAAGAAUAAUUGUUUCAGUAUAUACGCACGAAGCGAUCUCAUCAAAAUCAGAGAGAAAACCAUUAAAAAGUACAAUUUGAUUGACAGAUCAAAUCACGCGUAAGUUUAAAAAUAGAUCUUGGCAGAAUUUUUAAACAUGGCAAUUCACAAGUUUAUCAUUUCGCAAACAACAGCGUACUGGCUUAAAUGGAACCGCUAAAAGUUUGAACUGUUUCCUUACCUGAGAAGAAAAGUGGAGCUUUGUUGUUUUCUGUUGACUCGCCGAGUUUAUAGCCAAAAGGGUUUGUUGUGUUCUUCGCAUGAAGUGCUGACAAAAAUGGCCGGCUCGGUUGCUCGAGGUAAGACGUCGUCUUCCUGUAUCAUUCGUGUUCCUGUUUACUUGAAACGUAGAAUUUCUGCAAACAUUUCCUUUUAAAUUUUUUUGUCAUAAAUAAACUUCGAUUUUUGAGCCAAAAUGUUCUUGUUAGAAAACGCUGAGUUCACGAAACGGCUUCUUCUACGCGAAUGCACGGGAGUUGUAAACAAUCCAUCGAGCACAAAACUCAGCUACAGUAAAUUGAACAACGCCUUAUUGAAUCCUUCCAAGUCUUUUCUUGCCUUAAAAAAAGUCAGCCCUGGGAUUUUGUCGACUUUUGAAAGAUCGUUCUCUAAAAAAAUGGGAAAAACACCGAGCUCACACAUUAUCCACUCGCUAGGAGGUGAAUAUUGUUGAAUAGUCCGAGAUAGCGAACCAAUCAGAUUGCUUAAAUCACCAAGAUCACUGAGUGUGUAUAUGCUAAUUUUCAAUGAUCUACUCCGUUUAGAGGUUAAACGAUCAUAUAGCUGUAGCAACUUUUCUUUUACGAUUACAGUGAGAACAACCUUAAAUCUAGUUUUAAAAGGUGACGAGUGGUGUAAUGGUACUGUUUAUUCUAAUUUCAGACGCCGAUCUCCGUGCAGGAGGAUACUAUAAGUCCCUAUUUAUUGAGGAGAAGACCAAGUUUUUUCAUUAUAACGAGAGGUUGGAUUCCAUAGAAAGAAAAGUGGAUGCCAUCGCCGACGCUUUAAGCAGUUGCAAAACGCCAGUAAGCCCGAAAGAUCUCAGUGGCCCUAACUGGGAUGCAUGGUUGCGGUUUCGUGAUGCAGUAGGAGAUUUUGAUACCCGGAAUUACCAGUACAUUCUUGUUACCGACGCUCUCUCGCAAGAAAAUCUGGACUGUUUUUCUAUUCUAAGAAGCGUUCCAUGGAAGAUGGUUUUGGACUUCGAUCCAAUGUCUGAAGAAAAAGGAUUUUACCGAGAAUUUACAUCACAUGAAGGGCAAGGCAACUUGGUAAGCAUGGUUACCCCAGCAGAAAUGAAGCCAAAAUCAAUGAUUAACCUGGCGCGAGAAAUUGAUUGUAGCAAGAUCCAGUGGUUGUUUGUCAAUGGAAGAUUUAGUGAUACGGGUGGAAAACAGCAAGAAUUCCCCGAGUGGGAAGCAACCUCGGUAAAAGAAAUCUCAAGAUUUUUUGGAUGCUAUUGCGAUCCAGAUAAGUUUGACAGGCAAAAACCUGUGGUGUGCUUAAUUCUUCCAUUUAAUCAAAGAACUGUUCCUUAUUUAGAACGGACGCUGGGUCGGCUCUUUGAGAACUUUGUUGACCAGUUCAGAUUAGAAGUCGUGUCGUUUAAGCAAAAGCAACAGCUUUCUGUCCUUGGACAAGUCAAGAUUCGCUUAAUCGAUUUACCUCCAGAUCUCGUGCAUCUUGGCUUAACACAGAUGCUUUGCUUGUCGUCAUCACAGCAGUAUCGAAUGCCUUCUUCUCAAGCCAAGGUUUACGCAGAACUAAGUGAGAAAGAAUACCUUUACCUAAAGGAGCACCUUGAACUCCUUUAUGACAGUUGUGAAGAGUUACCAGUCCCAAACAACUCGUCGGAAGAAGAUGUGCAUUUACAAAAGUUCCUUGAAGAACACCGGCGGUUGUUUAUCUCCGGUAAUCCCAUUUCAUUUGCGAGCCUCUACGACAAUCACGAUGCGAAGCGAGAAAUCGAGAAUGACAUUCGUACCCAUGUUCAGCGCCUUCUUGACAAGAGUCUAACUAAAUCUGUGAUUGUGGAAAUUAAGCAUUUACCUGGGACAGGUGGCACUACGAUCGCUCGUCGGGUGAUGUGGGAUCUCCACAAAGCAUACCCUUGUGCUUUCAUAGAGAUAAACCCACAUCUCUACUAUGACGAAGACAACAGUUAUGCUGCUAAACUGGCCGACCGGAUAGCAGCUUUAGAAGAGAUUUGCCAUACAUCCCCUGUUAUUCUUAUAGAUGGAAAACAGUCGAGGGCAAUUGAAGGCCUUUCCAACAAACUUGUUAGGAUGCUUGGUAACAAAGGAAAGCGGGCUCUCUUGUUGCGCUGCUUACACGGUUCCAAGACCACACCAAAAGAAACACAAGAGCCGUCGCGUGUUCAUCAGGUGUUCCACGUUGAUGUUAAGUUGGAAGAUUCAUAUGCCGAUUUAAAUGAGUUUGACAAAAUGUACAAGGAACUCAUCGAAAACUCGUUGGGAGAGACAGGGAAAUCAGGGCCUGCAUGUCGUGUAUUUCAUUUCCCACUCUUGGCAAUGUUGCAGACGUUUCGGCCCAAGCUUAAGAAAAUAAUCGACGAUACUUGGGACGAGAUGGAGAGCCUUCAACAAGAAAUUGCCGUUGUUGUAGCUUUUCUCCAAAAGUAUGCAAACCAGCCAACACCCGCCCUUCUCCUCUACGACGCUUUUAAAAGAUACAUUUAUCUAGGAGAGCAAAAGAACGUGACAUAUGACGACAUCAAGCAAUUGUUCACAGGACAUCUGCUGAAUCUAAUGGUCCCUUCAAACCCGUUGCUUCGUCGAGGAAGGGACUAUCGAUUGCAGGAGUCAUCACCAAAAAGUUAUACUUUCCAGCAUCGAGUAGUGGCAGAGAUGUUGCUGAAGAAGGCUUUGGAAACCCAAGGUUGUGACUUGUUUCGAGUGGUAAACCAAUUCCUUCAGUUUCCAAUUUUCCAGCGGGAAGAUUUUAUGUCUUUUCUUGAAGUGUUAUUUGUUCACAACAAGGAUGGUGAAAAGAAGCGGAAAUUUUCAGUUCUUUUCGAAGAGCUAAAAGCCAUCAACCAAGAACGUGCUGCGGAAAUAUUUUGUGACGCGGGAGAGAAGACCGGGAAUUCAGUAGUAAUUUCUCACGCAGCAAGAUUUUUUGCCAAGAUGGUUCCCCCUUCAUUCUCUCGAGCAAAGGAGCUCAUUGAACGAGCUUUUCAAGCCAAAAACGCAAAACAGAGGUUCAGAAUCCUUUGCAACGCGAAAGGCAAUGUGCUGUAUGUUGAGCUAGCUUACAUGUCCAACACUGGGAGAGUUAGAGAUCUGGCAAAGCUUGAAGAACUGGCUACUAAAGUACUCGAGGCUUAUAAAGAAGCUCGCAAUUUUCCUCCAACCUACCCCAAUCCUUUAAUUGGCGAAGUUAAUGUUUGGCUAGCAUGCAUCAGCUGGAUCAUGAAAAACAUCUGUAACCGUGAUUCAGAAAAAACUUUGAAGUUCCUAGCUAACCAGUGUCCUCCAUUUUUUCGUACUUGCGUUAGCGAUUCCUUUUGUCUGCUUGAUGUUGUUGACAGAAUUGUCCAAAGUGUGCCAAGCUUGGCAGAUCCUGAGGAAACACAGCAAAAGUGUCACGAUGCAAGGCUCUCGUUGAUGAAGACCUUUCGGACAGGUCUGCCUUCAAAUGGACGUGGACGUGAUGCAGAAGAUGUAGUUCAAGCUUGUAAGGCACUUUGCAGUGCGAAGAACUUCCCAAGGUCUUCAGCGUUAGAGUUAAAGAGACUGCAGGCUCUGUUUCUCUUCAAUUCAGGUGAUGCAAUCGACAACUUACAACAAGAGCACCUUUUGUUCUUACAGAGGCUUCUAGGUGACCUCGUGUUCAAAGAAAAUGAAUAUCGCUUUGCGUACCAUUUAAUGAAAGUUUGCGUUCUGGUCACUGGACCAAAGAGUUACAGUCUUGAACAGGGUUUAGCCGUGACGGAAAAGUGGUUAGAAGUGUCACGUCAUGACUCUCUUCCAUACUUCUACCAGAUGGCGAUUUGUUUUCUCAAGAUUUUAGAUGGAAAUGCCAUAGAAUUCAUGCCGAAAUACUUGAAAGCUUUGAAGGCAUGCCGUGACAAGUCACAGAGCCAUUGCCGCCUUACUCAGUCCACGCUUUUUGUGGGUAAAGAUGGGAAGGGAAUGUCUCGCCUCGUCACCCGCAACACCUUGUUCCGCGGCGAAACUGACUACUCGACCGCCGUCCAGUCAGAUACAGUACCCAGGUUCUGGCAAGUCGAGAUCAGGAAAAAGUUACUAGAGUGCAAAGGAAGAAUCCGCGUGGGGCCAUCCUCUGAUCGAGAUAAAAGGCUAAAAACCUACAUCGAACUGAUUCAAGGACAAGUGGAGCUCUACGUGGCGAAGAGUGCAGGUAUUGGACAGGUGGAGAGAGAUUUCACCAAAGGUCAGUUGGCCUACUUUGUGAUUAGUUUUAACCUUCAAGGCCCAGUGGCUAACGGAAUAACCCUUGAACCACAGAAUCCAACAGCGAGUUAG
This is a messenger RNA of Porites evermanni, 5392 nucleotides long. The record is from the annotation of a GenBank genome assembly. NCBI's taxonomy places the organism in Eukaryota, Metazoa, Cnidaria, Anthozoa, Scleractinia, Poritidae.